AUGGUACUAGCUGAUACUAGCUGGUACUACCUGAUGGUACUACCUGAUGAUACUAGCUGGUACUACCUGAUGGUACUACCUGAUGAUACUAGCUGGUACUACCUGAUGGUACUACCUGAUGAUACUAGCUGGUACUACAUGAUGGUACUACCUGAUGAUACUAGCUGGUACUACAUGAUGGUACAACCUGAUGAUCUGUAUCUGAACCAAUCAGUGCCGUACCUGGAGGAGCCACCUGACCCGCUGCAGUUCUACCGCGACUGGAUUGGUCCUAACAAGCCCUGCGUCAUCCGCAAUGCCUUCAACCAUUGGCCGGCUCUGUCCAGGUGGACUCCAGAGUACCUGAGGGAGAAGGUGGGGUCAAAGGUCAUCAGCGUGGCGGUGACCCCUAACGGCUACGCCGACGCCGUGAGCGGCGAUCGCUUCGUGAUGCCGGAGGAGCGACGGAUGACUUUUUCUUCUGUGCUCGACGUCAUCGAGGGGAAGGUGCAGCAGCGUGGGGUCCUCUACGUCCAGAAGCAGUGCUCUAACCUGCUCGAUGAGCUUCCUGAGCUGACGGACGACGUGGAGCCUCACGUCUCCUGGAUGAGCGCCGCACUCGGUGAGUUCACGUGAGCAUUUCUUUGGUACAGGCCCACUGACCUCAGCGGGACACGUUUCAUUAUCUACUGACCU
Molecule: messenger RNA, 675 nt
Organism: Micropterus dolomieu (smallmouth bass)
Lineage: Eukaryota; Metazoa; Chordata; Actinopteri; Centrarchiformes; Centrarchidae
Product: bifunctional peptidase and (3S)-lysyl hydroxylase Jmjd7-like
Exons: 4
Coding region: 1-615 (204 amino acids)
Molecular function (GO): 2-oxoglutarate-dependent dioxygenase activity
Source: RefSeq, a predicted model, not a curated record